This is a messenger RNA of Drosophila grimshawi, 2396 nucleotides long. RefSeq names its product protein SDA1 homolog (gene Mys45A). The coding region runs from base 87 to 2282 and encodes 731 amino acids. Lineage: Eukaryota; Metazoa; Arthropoda; Insecta; Diptera; Drosophilidae. The transcript is spliced from 3 exons. The record is from RefSeq and is a predicted model, not a curated record. Gene Ontology annotation, cellular component: nucleolus. Gene Ontology annotation, biological process: ribosomal large subunit biogenesis; ribosomal large subunit export from nucleus.
GGCAACUCUGUGUGCAGGAAGAAGAAGAAGACACGUGCAUUCUUUUAGCCAAUUUUUUCAAGACGUAAAGUUGACGUCUGAAAAAAAUGGUGCGGCCCAACAAUCAACUGCCGGAGAAUCUGCCGCAGCUGCAGAAUCUAAUCAAACGUGAUCCCGAAUCUUACAGCGAUGAGUUUCACACGCAAUACGAGCAUUUUCUCAGUCUGCUCGAGAUCUUCUCCCUGAAUCCGAGCGAGGAAAACAAAUCGUUGGACGAGAUUUGCAUGUUUAUUGCCCAGGUGGCCCAAUGCUAUCCGCACGUCUGCCAGCAGUUCCCCAAGCACCUGACCGACCUUCUGCGGAACAGUGCCACCGUUCUGGACCCCGCAAUGCGCAACUGUUUCGUCAAAGCGUUGAUUCUGCUGCGCAAUAAGAAUCUGGUGCCUGCUUUGGACAUAUUGGAGCUGUUUUUCCAGCUGUUGCGCUGCCAGGACAAGAAUCUGCGCACCUUCCUGCAGACGCACAUUGUCACUGACAUCAAGAACAUGAACGCCAAGCACAAGGACAUGAAACUCAAUUCGAGUCUGCAGAACUUUAUGUACGGCAUGCUGAAGGACGCGAAUCCAAAGGCUGCCAAAAUGUCCGUGGACAUUAUGAUUGAUCUAUACAAGAAGAACAUCUGGAACGAUGCCAAGACGGUCAACGUCAUCGCCAGCGUUGGCUGCUUCUCGCCCAUAACCAAAGUGCUCGUCACAUCGCUAAAAUUCUUUUUGGGCCACGACGAUGAGGAUGAGGCCAACUCGGAUUCGGGCAGCGACAACGAGGUGGAUCUGAAGGGUGCCCUCAUGCAGAAUCGGGUGAACAAGAAGACCAAGAAGCGUCAGAAGCAACUGCAGCAGAUCAAGAAACAGGCCAUCAAGGCACAAAAGAAAAAGAAAAAUGCGCCCGUCUUCAAUUUCUCCGGCAUACAUCUAAUCCACAAUCCGCAGGGCAUGGCUGAGGGUCUGUUCAAGCAGCUGCAAGGCACCAAUGAUCGAUUCGAGGUUAAGCUAAUGCAUCUAGACGUCAUCUCCCGCCUGAUUGGCAUCCACGAGCUCUUCCUCUUCGGCUACUAUCCAUAUAUCACCCGAUUCAUGCAGCCGCAUCAGCGCCAGGUGACGCGAGUCCUCCAGUUUGCGGCGCAGGCAUCCCACGAACUUGUGCCCGGUGAUAUUAUCGAGCCCAUUUUGAAAACGAUUGCGAAUAAUUUCAUCACAGAACGCAACUCUAGCGAUGUGAUGGCGAUGGGCUUGAAUGCAUCGCGUGAGAUUUGCAUGCGUUGCCCCCUGGCGAUGGGAGAGGAUCUGCUGCAGGAUCUGGCUAUGUAUAAGACGUACAAGGAGAAAUCUGUUAUGAUGGCCGCACGCUCCUUGAUCACUCUGUAUCGGGAACAGCUGCCGGCGCUGCUCCACAAAAAGGAUCGGGGACGACAGACGGAGGCGCAGGCGGAGCGCAAAGUUCGGGCAUAUGGUGAACGUGAUGUCCAGGAUACGGUGCAGGGUGCUGAGGCGCUGCUCAAGGACUCCAAAAUGAUUGAUUUGGGUAGCGAUGACGAUGACACCGAUUCCAAUGAUGGGGAGUGGGUGACGGUUACACACAGCGAUAACGAAGCAGCUGGCGAGGAUGAGGACGCGGCAGCCACUGAUAGCGAUGAGGAAGAGGAUGAUGAAGAAGAUGAUGAAGAUGAGGAAGAUGAUGAGGAGGAGGAGGAGGAAGAUGAUGAGGAGGAGGAGGAGGAAGACGAAGAAGAGGCCUCCGAUGAGGGCGUGCGACGCGACGGUGACGCUGCUGAAGGCAAAGAAGCCGCCAAGUCGGAUAAAAAGGAGAAGGCCAAUGUGAAAAUGCUUAAUCAAAAGGAAGCUGCACAGGAAUUGGCGUUGACGCGCAUCUUCACCGACGAGGACUUCAAGCGCAUCAAUGCCGCCAAUUUGAAGAAGACGGUGACCAAUGCCAGGAAGCGACCGCUGGAACAGGAUCGUGCCGAAUUCGUGAAACUGAGCAACAUUGAGAUGAUCUACAAGAAGCGCAAACACGACAAGGAGUCGCGCCUGGAGACGGUGAUGGCGGGCCGCAAGGAUCGCGAUCGUUUCGGCUGGAAAGAUGGACGCGUCAACGAGAACUCCUCGAAGACCAACAAGGAGAAGAGCAAGACGAAAAACUUUGGCAUGAUGCGGCACAAGGCGCGCUCCAAGGUAAAGAAAAGUUUCCGCGACAAGCAGAUGGCGAUGCGCAAACAUCUGCUCCAACAGAAGAAGAUGAAAUAAAUCCAAGGAUCCAAUACAUUUUAUUUCAUUUAUAUAUAUAUGUAUAUAUGUUAAGACAAGUGGGGAUUUUUAUUUGCUAAUGUUAUGCAUAAUAAAUAUAAUCGCUUGGGCCAC